Hansenula anomala is the source of this 1290-nucleotide messenger RNA. RefSeq names its product protein-arginine N5-methyltransferase (gene RMT2). The record is from RefSeq and is a predicted model, not a curated record. The coding region runs from base 1 to 1290 and encodes 429 amino acids. Gene Ontology annotation, molecular function: protein arginine N5-methyltransferase activity. The transcript has a single exon. Gene Ontology annotation, cellular component: cytoplasm; nucleus. Gene Ontology annotation, biological process: peptidyl-arginine methylation. NCBI's taxonomy places the organism in Eukaryota, Fungi, Ascomycota, Saccharomycetes, Phaffomycetales, Wickerhamomycetaceae.
AUGUCUGAACUUCAUGAUCUUUGUCGUUUGACAAAAAGACCAAUAGAUCAAGAAUAUAUUAAGAACUUACAAUAUUACUUAUCAAAUGGUAUUCCAGCCACAUAUACUUUAGAAGAGGCUGAAAAUUUUGAAUUGGGUAAAGAAGAUGGAGAAUUAACAUCAACCACAACUCCAUUACAUUUGAUUUCUUAUAACAUUCCAAAUGAUUUGACUGAAGGUGAAACACAAAUUGUUUUACAAAUCAUUGAUGAAUUAUUUAGUUGGGGUGCUGGUUGGAAUUUAACUGAUAAGAAUGGUGAUACUCCAGGUGAUGUUUUAUUUAAAAAGAGUUUAAGAGGUAGUGAUUUUUAUUCAAGAUUUGUUGAUGCAGGUGUUCGUGCUGAAAUCUUGUUGAGAAAGAUUAAUGAUGAUAUCGAAUUUUUAUCAGAUGCUGAAGAACCAGAAGAUACUAAUGAUGAAGAAGUUCCACAAUUACAAGCAGAAGAAGAGGAACAAGAAGAAGCACAACCAACAGAGGAAGAAAUCAAAAAGCAACAAGAAUUCGAACGUAUCAAGAAUGAAUUAAUAAACGACCCAGCAAACACACAAUCAACAUACCUUAAAACGAAACUAGAAUACAAAGAUGGUGCAUUAAUCACAAAAGAUAACCUUGACGGUGUCAUGAUGGAUUGGGAAAAUGAAUUGAUGAAAGCAGGAUGUGAUACAAUUUUCAAAUCUUUGGAAUAUGCAGAAGAUGAAGAUGAUAUCAAAGAAGUUAACAUUUUAAACAUUGGUUUUGGUAUGGGGAUUAUAGAUACAAUGAUUCAAUCACGUAACCCAACACAUCAUUAUAUAAGUGAAGCGCAUCCAGAUGUUUUAGCUAAAUUACGUCAAGAUGGGUGGUUUGAAAAACCAAACGUUACAGUGUUGGAAGGAAGAUGGCAAGAUACAUUACCUGAACUAUUAAGUAAAGGUGUUUUUUUCAAUGGUAUUUAUUAUGAUACUUAUAGUGAACAUUAUUCAGAUAUGUUGGAGCUAUAUGAUUUAAUUGUUGGUUUAUUGAAACCUUCUGGUGUUUUCUCAUUCUUCAAUGGGUUAGGUGCUGAUAGACAAGUUAUUUAUGAUGUUUACAAGAAAAUUGUGGAAAUUGAUCUAAAUAACUAUGGUAUGGAUGUUAAAUAUACUGAAUUAGAGACUCCAAAAUCAACAGGUGAAGAAUUCGAUGACACAAAAGAAAGUGAAUGGCAAGGAAUUAAAAGGGCAUAUUGGAGAUGUAAAACUUAUUAUCAUCCAGAAAUUAGAUUCAUAUAA